AUGGCCGUCGCCGCGCAGCUGCGCUCGGAAGAGCAGCGGCGUGCAGAGGUGAUGCGGCGCUCCUUCGAGGGCCUGGACCGAUGGUGGGCUGAACAUCACACGCUCUAUCCGGGGAGGCAUAUCCGACUUUUUGCGCAGACGGAGAAUUGCCUCUUCCUGCCGGUGGCAAACUUCGUGGCACCGCUACAUGCUGGGCGCACUUUGGACGGCCCCCACCACGCCCUACGUUUCGUAUCGCUGCUGCCCCUCGAGCCCGUCGGUGCCAAGGAGGCAGCAUCUGCCGAGCCACGCUGGACGAGCUUUCCGGCCCUCUGGGCGAAAGGCCGGGCGACCUUCGAAGAGCGAGCACUUCUUCUGUGCUCACUGCUGCUAGGUUACUCCUUGGAUGCCUGGGUCUGCCUGGGCACGGACGACAAGGGGCUCGCCCAUGCCUGGGUCUUGGUCCGCGAUCGCGCAGACGCAUCCACACCUGCCCAGGUCACCCUGUGGGAUCCACGGAAUGCGCAGCGCAUCAAAGCAGACGAUCCCCGAUACCUGAGGUCCUUCUCCUCAGUCGACACGGUGUUCAAUCACCAACGUAUCCUCGUUUGCCACGAGGAGGAGUUGCAACACGUCUGCUACGACUUCAGCGAUCCCCGAUCCUGGCUGGCCGCCCCAGUGGACCAAGAGAUCUUGGAUGUCCUGCGCCUGUACCCGAGCACUUUCUGCCCAGGAAUUGCAGACCUCGCGCUCAAGACGUGGCCUCCGUCCAUGGACAGCGAGCCUCUGGAGGAGGCCAUCGAGAGCAAGCUGGGCGCCGCAAUCCGCAGCCACCGCGAGGCUGCGGUCUUGCCCACGCGGUUGGACUCCCAUCUCGCCCAACUGCUGCACGUGGCCCUGGUGAAUUGCGAGUGCGAAAGACGCGGCCUGCCAUCGCAGGCAGCGGUUUUCGAGGGCCUGGCGAGCCGAGUCUGUGCCCCCGGCGAAGUGCUGCGUGCCACGCCCGUGCAGUUCAACCACCUGCGCGUCUCCCUCUUCUGGUCCGCGCUGAGCGACAGGUCUUCCAUUCGCGAGGUCCUGGCUUCGCCUGCCACCACGGCUUUCGCUGUCCGCGCGAGAGUGGUCCAACAGCCGGAGGAUGCUGUGGCGGUGUGGGUGCUCAUUGCCGCCAAGGGAAAGAUGUGA
Messenger RNA from Symbiodinium sp. CCMP2456, 1164 nucleotides. Lineage: Eukaryota; Dinophyceae; Suessiales; Symbiodiniaceae. The record is from the annotation of a GenBank genome assembly.